ACAUAUAUAUAUAUGGAAUCUCGUUUAGGCUAAAGCAGUGGAAUGACUGGAGACAGUCUUGAACUGCAUGCCCCUCCUUCUGUCCUUCAGUGGGCAUGCCACCCAGCUGUAUGGAACUGUGCUCAGCUGUGACAGAAGCUGUGUGUCCCAUCCUCUGCCCCCACAGAUGGCCUAUCAGAGACCCUGCAGGCUCUGGCUGGCUUAGCCACUGUAGUAGCAUAGACGGGGGUUAGGAAAUGUGUCCACACACAGCUUUACUGCAUCUCAGCUAUCAACCACAUGCCGUCCUCUUCUCUGAUUCCUCCAGUUCUUCUUCCACUUCCAGAGGCAACACAACGAAGUGACUGGAGCCCAGAAGAGUCCGCAUGCCUCAAGUCACACAGUUGAACUCUGAGGUCUGUCCUCCCAAGGGGAAAUGCCUGCGUGUGUUCCUUUCUUCUCCUCCUCAGACUGGAAGAGGGAGCAGCUGGACUCAAUAUACCAGGUGCCAGCACACAGCUGUUGCCGCACUGUACCCCUCCACACCCAAGUGAGCUGAGCUGGGUGGAGGCUGAGGGGGUGGGGCUACCUCGUGCUCUCCAGUGAUGCCAUAUCCACAGCCACAGCAGGCAAAUGCGUCCUGAAAUCCACUCCGAGCAGCAGUUCUGACUGGUGAGAGCCGCCACUGACUGGUUAGAGGUGGUAGAUGGGAGGGCAAAGGAGUGCAGGCCUCGGGUCAGAGUAUGCGGAGGGGGAGAGUGAUUAAAGGAAGUGGGGAGGCCAGAACAGCAGUCUGUAGCCUCAGCUCCCCCCACUCCUGGGCUCAGUUCCCAUCUGGACUAACAGUGAGUGAACCCCCUGAGCCAGCUGUCUUGUAGGGGAAAGGCUGCACCAUAGCAAACCUAACCCACGAGUCGGGGGCUAGGGAACCAGAGGUGUAAGCGGAAGGGAGGACUCCCGUCCACCCGUGGGCUUUGCUAGGUGAGGUGGGUGGAGUCUGGAGCCUGGGUUCCCUCCGCAGGUCCAGGCUCUGCCAUGCCCGCUCCGCUUCUCCCGAUGCUGCUCCGAUCGCUGCUGUCCCGCCUGCUGCUGCCCAUUGCCCGCCUGGCCCGCCAGCACCUCCUGCCCCUGCUGCGCCGACUGGCCCGUCGACUGAGCUCCCAAGACAUGAGAGAGGCUUUGCUGGGCUGUCUGCUGUUUGUCCUCAGCCAGCAACAGCCACCGGAUGCUAGAGAGACCUCCAGAGUGGACCACUCCCAGAGGAAGGAGAGAUUGGGCCCCCAGAAGUGAGGCCGUGGGUCGUGGAAGCAGCAAUGUCCAUCAAAGUACUUUCUUGUGGAGUGGGCUAGUCCAGGCAUCUGCACUGACCGCAGAAUGCUAGGAUCGAGCAGACCACAGAUACGGUGUUCUUCCCUCCUCUCUGCAGCUCCCACCAAUGACCUCUGGCCUCCAGGGU
Molecule: messenger RNA, 1435 nt
Organism: Peromyscus californicus insignis
Lineage: Eukaryota; Metazoa; Chordata; Mammalia; Rodentia; Cricetidae
Gene: Mymx
Product: myomixer, myoblast fusion factor
Exons: 1
Coding region: 1015-1269 (84 amino acids)
Biological process (GO): myoblast fusion; skeletal muscle organ development
Cellular component (GO): Golgi membrane; endoplasmic reticulum membrane; plasma membrane
Source: RefSeq, a predicted model, not a curated record